This is a messenger RNA of Nilaparvata lugens (brown planthopper), 2443 nucleotides long. Its product is annotated as IQ and ubiquitin-like domain-containing protein. The transcript is spliced from 2 exons. The coding region runs from base 1 to 2373 and encodes 790 amino acids. Gene Ontology annotation, biological process: cilium assembly. NCBI's taxonomy places the organism in Eukaryota, Metazoa, Arthropoda, Insecta, Hemiptera, Delphacidae. Gene Ontology annotation, cellular component: motile cilium; acrosomal vesicle. Gene Ontology annotation, molecular function: protein binding. The record is from RefSeq and is a predicted model, not a curated record.
AUGUCCGAAGAAGAAGACCACACAUCAAAUCUGAACAGCGAAGAUGACAACAUUGUGGAGAAUAGUGACAUCAGCGAGCAAGAGGUCGUCCAGAACGAUCUCGACAAGAGUUAUAUUGGCAAAAAUUAUGACAUCGAAAAACCAAUCGAAGAUCCAGACAGUGAAAUAUUUCUGAACCAACUCAACUACACCGAGAGUAAACUAGUUGAAAGCAAUCUUCUAACAACCGAAGUCCAAACAAAACUAGCCCCUUCCCCAGUAUCUGAAUUUGAUGACGAUUUCGAGGGUGGUAGUUUUUUAGAAGUCGAAGAACAAACAUCAAUAAGCCCAACAAUCACAGUUAAAUUACAGGUGGAAGGUCAUGAGACGUUGACCACCGCUUUCAAGAUACAUUUUACUGUACAACAGGUCAAGGAGAGGCUAUCUAACAUCUUCAACAUAAAAUCGGAGGAGAUAAGGUUGUAUUAUGAGGAGAGAGAAUGUGACGACCUGUUGCCUUUAUCAGGUCUGGGUGUUGAACCUAUGGGCACAAUCGAACUAAUUAUGAGAACCACAGAUCCCGGGAAAAAGAUUACACGCAGCCAAUACUUACACUAUAUACCUGUGGUUGACAUCAUUACUGUGAGGAUUGACGAGGGGGAAGGGAGGUCACGUGAUGUGAUUGUCGAAAUCGAGAACCAACAGCUGGAGAAAGAAUGGUUGGGAGGUUAUAGACAUCGUUUAACAAGGAUCGAAUACCAUCAUGCAGCCGUACAAACAAAGGCGAGACAACGAGGUUCCGGACUACCUCCAGGACAAAAACCGUGUGAGAUAAUCACGAGGCAGACUCAAACCCCAGGGUUUCCCCAGAAAGACAAGGGGACAAGUCCGAUGAUACACAAGUGUACACAGGCUGUACCCACUGACACAAUCAUACCUAGUUUGACAGAUAAGAUAAUGACAGGAGUUGCAGGUCGGUUUCAAGUUGAUUACAAGGUGUUAACGUUUGCUGAGGCUGUCGGUUUUGUUGUUUUAGUGCAGAGGUAUCUGAGGAGUUACAUGAAGAGGAAGGAGGAACGUGAGGAGGUGGAACUAGUUGAGAAAUGUUUAGAAAACGAACGUUUCCUCAACAGUCAAUACCUGACGACCACAAAAGACGACCGAACCAAAAAACUGAUGACUGGCAACAUCUUCCCCACAUCCCAAUUCGAUUUCUACGUGCUGUACUUACUAGUAGGUAAAUGGUGGAAAAAGGAGUAUGACAAGAUAAAAACCAUGAAAUCCGAGGAGACAAGGAAAGCUGCGUUUGUGGCAUUGUUAGACAAGGAGGUGACACUUCUGUGGGCGAUAGAACGACAACGAAUCACUGCCAAAAAGGAGUCCAUGAAGAAGAAGGAGAUCAACUUCUUGGAGGAGACUGCUAGACCUGUGGUGUUCAGAAACUACAACGGAUUCAUGUCAGCUAUUGAUACACUGGAAACACAGAAAGCUAGAGAGUACCAGGAUAUGUAUCUAGCGUUGAUAGAGAGGGAGGUGACAUUGGAACAACGACUGGAUACCCUACACAAAUUACGUAGUUUACUAAACACAAUCGACGAUUACAACAAGGUGAGGCCUCUAUUAAACCUCAUCAAUCGUGAAUGCGAGUUACUAGCGAUCGGAGUGGAGUCUUCCGACCUGGAGGGUCUGAGAAACCGGAUCGAACAACAACUCCUCCAUCACUUCCACGACAACCGAAUCAAUCCCAAGGUGGAACACUACAAGAGAGCGAAGCGACCCCGGCUGGCAGGAAUGGAACAUUUGUGCAAAAUGUGCAAAAAAGUGAAGCCCGCUUGCGAGUUCAACGUGCACGUUAAGAUGACCAAAUUCGAUGUGUGCAAAUCGUGCGAGUGGACGCGCAAUAUCGGACAUCAGCGCAUCGAUCUCAGUCCUUACAUGAAAAUGCUAAGGCUGGUUAGAUUCGAUGAGAUGAAGCUCUGCACCAAGUCUGCUGUUUCGUUUAUACUUCAGGUAGUUGGAAUGUAUUUCCUGACGAAUUUCAUCUGGGAGGGGCGUUCAGUGAUCAGCGAAAUCACCGAUCUAAGCCGACUGCGCAUGAAACGUUGGCGCAUGGAUGUGGACUGGUCGCCUUGGAACUGCAUUCUCAUCACCAACGAGGAAAGCAUCAUCCACGAAAAGCUGAAAAAAGUCGAAGACUUCUACGAUAAGGCGUUCAUCAAAAAAGUGCAGCUGAAGCACAGGCGAGCGCGCACCCAUUUCCUGCCUUUACUUAUGAGUGACAACUAUAUACGGGAAACUGGUCUCUGGUACAAAGCUGAGAACUACGGUAAAUUUUUGCAGGGAAGCAAUUAUGAACAGUUUUUGAAAUCGGACGAUCCUAAUAAUUUGAAGUGAUUUGCCUACUUUUAAAGAUUUCAAGUAGUAACUGCUAAACUACGAAUAUUUUCAUCACUAUAGUGAGGUC